GUGUGUGUGUGUGUGUGUGUGUGUGUGUGUGUGAGAGAGAGAGAGAGAGAGAGAGAGAGAGAGAGAGAGAUACAGAGGGAUUUGAAAUUUGCAAAGAGAGCAGGACAGAGUACAAGGGAAAAAAACUGUCAAUGACUGUACAGUAUAACAUCAGAUUGAUCAAAGAUGCAUCAGAAGAAGGGAGACAGAUGGCAUUUGAAAAUAUACAUCUUACUUGUGAAAAUAGUACCAAAGCAAAUAAAAUAAAAAAAAUCUAUGAACUUGGUUGUGAAAAUUGUGCCAAACAAUUACAUUAUUUUUUAUUUAUUUGCUUUGGUACUAUUUUCACAAGUAUGGUGUACAUUUUCAAAACUCUUAGUACUAAUAUCACAACAGAUCAUCAAAAGUGCGCUUUUUUCAAACAUUUCAACAUAUUUUCAAUUUAUUUAGUACAAUACACAAAAUUACUUUUCAUCUAUAUAAUGUUUCAUCUAUAUCUAUAUAAUGUUUCAUCUAUAUAAAUGUUUCAUUCACAGUUACUGCCAUUCAUAAUACUAUUACUAUCAAACAUUUGAAUUGCAACUCUUUUCGUUUAGUUUAAUACAUUUGUCUAUUAUUUAAUCCAACUGAACUUUUUGGUUUAUCAAUGGACCAUUUGGUACACCUAUAGAUUUCUCUAUAUAUUGAUUCUAUAGGCAUAGUUUCUAUAGAACUUAUUUCUAACCAAACUUAUGGAUAAGCAAAUGUAAUGAAUUAUAAGCAAUUUAUCUUAGAUGAUUACCACAAUUUUCAAAGUGUGUGUGUGUGUGUGUGUGUGUGUGUGUGUGUGUGUGGUCCUGGAAAAUGAUAAUUUUAUAAAAUGUAAAAAUGCAGAAGGUUUUCUGUGAUGGGUAGGUUUAGCGGUAGGGGAUAGAAUAUACCGUUUAUAAAGUAUAAAAAUCAUUAUGUUUAUGGAAAGUCCCCAUAAAACAUGGAAAACCAAUAUGCACCAAAACAAAUAAGAAAAACUGUAACUCUAAUGUUUUAUAGAUGAGCGCAUCCAAACUCCAGGAAAGUGAGGUGAGAAUCAAACACUCUCUGAAUAAGAAUGAGGAGGAGUUUAGAAUCAGAAGGAGGAACACUGUUCAGCAAUGCCUGCAGAAGCUUGGGAUACACUGCAGUCUGAAUGAUGUACCAAACAUUGCAUUACUGGGUUCUGGAGGAGGACAAAGAGCCAUGGUGGGUUUGCUGGGAUCUGUGGUUCAGCUCCAUAAAUGUAGGACUUCUGGACUCCAUCCUUUAUCUGAGCGGAGUCUCUGGAUCAACAUGGUGCAUGGCCUCCUUAUAUCAGGAAGCAGACUGGUCUACCAAACUAGAGACUGUGAAAGACAAGAUCAUCCAGAGACUCAGCGGCCCUAAAGUCAGCUGGACAGAUGCAUUUGCCAAACUGAAGAAAUAUUACAAUGAGAAAGACCACUUCAGCUUGACUGACUUCUGGGCAGCGAUGGUCGUCACGACAUAUGUGAAAGAGAUCGAUGAACACACACUCACAGAGCAGUGGAACCAGCAGAGUAAAGACCCGUUUCCCAUCUACACAAUGAUCGACAAACAAAGCAAACAGAAAAAGGAAGCAGACCCCUGGUUCGAGUUCACUCCACAUGAAGCAGGUUAUUCCCUCAUUGGAGCAUUUUUGGGAGUAUCCAACUUUGGCAGUCAGUUUAAAAAAGGCUCUAUGAUGAAGAAGGAGCCUGAAAUUGACAUGCUGUACCUGCAAGGUAACAAAUUAAUAGAUCAAUAGUUUUUGUGAUGUAUUAAUCUGGUGAUCAGGUCUGUAGGAGUUACUCAUUUCUAAGUCAAAACUGAAAUGUAAACAAUAACAUUAGGACCAUUCUGAAAGCAUAUCAUCCUCUUGUUAAUCCAUGCAUCGUUUUUCAGCAAUGCCGCGAAAAAUACAAAACACAUCCAAA
Megalobrama amblycephala (Wuchang bream) is the source of this 1925-nucleotide messenger RNA. RefSeq names its product cytosolic phospholipase A2 gamma-like. Gene Ontology annotation, molecular function: calcium-dependent phospholipid binding; calcium ion binding. The transcript is spliced from 6 exons. Gene Ontology annotation, cellular component: cytosol; nuclear envelope; nucleoplasm. Bases 1145 to 1756 code for a protein of 203 amino acids. Gene Ontology annotation, biological process: glycerophospholipid catabolic process. The record is from RefSeq and is a predicted model, not a curated record. NCBI's taxonomy places the organism in Eukaryota, Metazoa, Chordata, Actinopteri, Cypriniformes, Xenocyprididae.